Toxorhynchites rutilus septentrionalis is the source of this 1254-nucleotide messenger RNA. RefSeq lists its product as uncharacterized. The coding region runs from base 1 to 1254 and encodes 417 amino acids. Gene Ontology annotation, biological process: DNA integration. NCBI's taxonomy places the organism in Eukaryota, Metazoa, Arthropoda, Insecta, Diptera, Culicidae. The record is from RefSeq and is a predicted model, not a curated record. Gene Ontology annotation, molecular function: nucleic acid binding. The transcript has a single exon.
AUGGACACUCGAAUCGCUGGGGCAAUCUUCGUUCCGCACGAUACUAGAUUCCCAAUCAUCCUCCCGAAGGGUCAUCGCCUCACCAACCUGGUCGUAGAGUGGUAUCACCGACAUUAUCUGCAUGCGAACAAUGAAACCAUUAUCAACGAGGUCCCCCAGCGAUUUCACGUACCCUGUCUCCGAGCACUAGUCAGGAAACUCUCCAGAACCUGUAUGCAGUGCAGAGUGUCAAAGGCAAAACCGCUGUGCCCACGUGAAGCACCACUUCCUGAUGCGAGACUCAGUCCAUAUACUCGACCGUUCAGCUAUGUUGGACUGGACUACUUCGGUCCCAUUCAAGUCAAGGUCGGACGUUCUCUGGCCAAACGAUGGGUGGCGCUGUUUACGUGCCUCACCAUUCGGGCCGUCCAUCUGGAGGUGGUACACUCCCUUUCCACCGAAGCCUGUAAGAUGGCGAUACGACGAUUCGUAGUGCGGCGUGGAUCACCGUUGGAGAUUAGAAGUGAUAACGGCACCAACUUCCUCGGAGCCAACCGUGAGCUACAGCAUCAGAUCCUGGAUAUGAACCAACAGCUAUCCGCCGUGUUCACCAACGCUGCCACCAAGUGGGUAUUCAAUCCUCCGUCCGCUCCCCACAUGGGUGGUUCGUGGGAGAAGCUCGUCCGGUCGAUCAAGAUCGCCUUUUCGUCCCUGAAUAGCAGCAGAAACCCGGACGACGAAACUCUUCUCACAUUGAUGACCGAAGCGGAAGGAAUAGUCAACUCUAGACCUCUGACAUUUGUAUCACUGGAAGCGGAAUCGCAAGAAGCUCUCACGCCAAAUCAUUUUCUGCUGCUGAGCUCGCAGGGAGUUACUCAACCUCCGAAGCCUAUUUCUGGAUGUACUGAAUCUCUUCGGACCAACUGGAGACUGACCACUAACCUCGUGGACCAAUUUUGGAGCCGCUGGGUGCGAGAGUAUCUCCCGACCAUUGCUGGUCGUACCAAAUGGUACGGAGAGGUGAAAGAACCGAAAGUUGGAGACCUAGCUGUCGUCGUGGAUCUGUCUGUCCGAAACGGAUGGCUGCGAGGACGUAUUGUUUCCGUAAUGAAGGGGAGAGAUGGGCGAAGCAGACAAGUUCAAGUGAAGACGUCAGGAGGAGUGAUGCGACGACCAGUGACUCGGGUUGCCAUCUUGAACAUCAAGGCCUCGGAAAACACUGAAGCAGGAAGUAACGCAGUACCACCGGACUCGAUGGACGUGCAUUACGGGUAG